This is a messenger RNA of Armigeres subalbatus, 1720 nucleotides long. RefSeq names its product facilitated trehalose transporter Tret1-like. The record is from RefSeq and is a predicted model, not a curated record. Gene Ontology annotation, molecular function: sugar transmembrane transporter activity. Gene Ontology annotation, cellular component: membrane. The transcript is spliced from 6 exons. Gene Ontology annotation, biological process: transmembrane transport; carbohydrate transport. Lineage: Eukaryota; Metazoa; Arthropoda; Insecta; Diptera; Culicidae. The coding region runs from base 235 to 1680 and encodes 481 amino acids.
GUUUGCAUAUCACACAUCAUCGCGCCGCCAACGUCGUUUAGUGUCCAUCGUGCGCGCCGUAAAAGCAUUAUAGAAACAAUCGUUCCUGGAACGUGCUCCGUCCGUCAUGACGAAGGAAGCCCUAAGCCCCCGGGAAAAUCUCAUUUCCAAUGAGAGGUUGAAACUAUCCGGCGCAGCAGGUGCAUUCUGCUUGUUCUACUCGAAGUGCACUAUUUUCGAAACGACUGACGCGAAAUGAGAUUAUUCCGGUCGAUAGUUGGGGAAAAUUUCCCAUUCAAAUCGUUUCUUAAUCAGUUUUUGGGCGCCAUUGCCGUUAACAUCAUCACAAUCAGCCAUGGGGCAGCCAUCGGUUGGGUUUCGCCGUUUCUACCGUAUUUGCAAUCCAACGAAACACAUCUGACGUCCGGCUCGGUGAGCAUAGAACAAGCCUCCUGGAUUGGAUCCCUUUUGUGCAUCGGAGGAAUGAUUGGGGCACCAACAUUUGGGCUGCUUGCCGAUCGAUUCGGUAAAAAGCGCGGAGUGCAGCUGAUCGUAAUUCCUCAUGUGGCCUUCUGGCUGUGCGUCCUCUAUGGCCCAAAUGUGUACUUCCUCUACCUGGGUCGCGUCCUGGCCGGAAGCGGAGGAGGAGGAAUGCUGCGGGUAAUCCCACUGUACAUCGCCGACAUCGCUCACUUUAAACUGCGUGGAAUGUUGGGCUCGCUGCUGGUCAUAUCACUCAACGCCGGGAUCCUUUUGGGAUUUGUUCUCGGAAACUGUUUGUCGUAUUUCGCCGUACCUGUUGUCAUGCUAAUGGCGCCAGUCAUAUUUCUUGCAUGCACCUCCUGCCUACCGGAAACUCCCUUUUGCUUGUUGGAACAAAAUCGAACCGAAAAAGCCGAACAAUCCUUAAUGUUUUAUCGAGGGAUCAAGGGACACUUUCAGAAGAAUGAUGACUUCAGAAAGGAAUUCGAGCAGCUGAAAAAAACAUCUUUAGUGUUAAAAGAAUCUCUUGAGGAACACAAGUUAAACUGGCGGGAUUUUUGUACAAAGCAAGCCCGCAAAGGAUUGGGGAUUGGACUCUUCCUAAUGGGAUUAAAUCAAUUGUGUGGAGCACUGGCCAUUAUCACUUAUGCGGCAAACAUUUUCAAAGAAUCCGGUUCAGACCUGUCCCCAAAUGUAUCCUCAAUCAUCGUGGCACUGAUUCAGCUGAUCGGAACGAUUGUAUCCUUUACCCUAGUGGACAAUCUUGGCCGUAAGAUUCUUCUGGUGGUUUCCACGAUAGGAGCCACAGUUGGAUUAUUUUGCAUGGGUCUUUUCUCCUUCCUGCAACACAGCGGCCAAGAUUUGAGCUCACUUGGCUCUCUACCAAUUUUAAGUCUGUCGUUCACCAUUCUGUUCUCAUCGUUUGGGAUCCUACCGCUACCGUAUGUUAUUUUGGCAGAGGUGCUGCCACAUAAAAUCCGCAACGUAGGCAGCACAUUAGCUAUUUUAAUAAUUUCGUCGAGCGCAUUUGUUGUCCUGAAGUUAUUCCCAGUUAUGAUCGACCGAAUACAUCUAUAUGGAACGAUGUGGUUUCACGCUACGAUAUGCUUCAUAAGUAUUUUCGUUAUUUUCUUCGCUGUGCCGGAAACGAAAGGAAAAGAUUUGCUAUCUGCAGAGGAGAAGCUAGAUUCGGCCGAUAAGAAAGAAAUUGAAGCGUGAGUAAAUACUAAAAUUGAAUAAAAUAAUAAAAUAAAUAAAA